Leishmania braziliensis MHOM/BR/75/M2904 is the source of this 1104-nucleotide messenger RNA. RefSeq lists its product as hypothetical. The transcript has a single exon. Bases 1 to 1104 code for a protein of 367 amino acids. The record is from RefSeq and is a predicted model, not a curated record. NCBI's taxonomy places the organism in Eukaryota, Euglenozoa, Kinetoplastea, Trypanosomatida, Trypanosomatidae.
AUGCGCACCAACACGCGCGUCUCGUUGAUGCCGACGACCGCCAGCGGAGUGCUGUGCAAGUGUUCGCCGAUUGCCGCAGCCAUCGCUGUGACCAACACCGAGGCAGACAUGGUCGCCCUUGCUGGAGUCGUGCGCGGCCAGCGACCCGCGAUGCGUCUUUCUGCUUGGGCCGCUGAGCGUUACGGGAAUGGCGCGUCUCCGGGGGCCGCACUCGCCACGGUUGCUGCCGAGGGGACACGGGAGUCAACCGCGGAGGUGACGCUGCAGACCACCGCCGCCAACCGAUCAUCUCUCGCCUCCUCCGGGCAGCCGGGGCCGCUGCAGUCCAUCGCGGAGGUGCCCCGCCAGGAUCAGCGUGUGCCGCACUUGGUGUCGGUCACGUCAACGGAACUGUCCGGUGUCCUCGGUGGUGGUACCUGCUCUAGCCUGCCGGUGCCGAGUGAUGUCUCUGCGGUAUCGGUCAUUGCCCCAUCAGUGGCAGCGACCCAUGUGACGUCAUCCUACCGUCUGCGCAAGAACAUCUCGUGGCAUUGUACGCUGUGUGGCUACCACGUGUUAGCGAUGGAUCAGGAUGGUACUCCGCUGCCCUUCACCAUCUCCGCGUUUGGCAAUGUCCUCCCGAUGACGUGUCCGCGUUGCAAGCUGAACCACACGUCGUGGCAACCAUCGACGCCGUUCAAUGAGAACGGCGAUCAUAGAAACCUUCCGACAGCCCUCUCGAACCGCUACGUUAUCCAGACCUCCGAUCAGCAGUCGCUACGCGUGAAGGACAGGGAGGAGAUGGGCGCUGCUGACCAGUCCGACGCAGGAGUAAAAGCGGCGUCUUCGUUGGCGGCAGGUGGCCACUUAGCUCAGACCGGGGCGUCUGUGGGGCGCCUUGCGACUCAGCAGCGCAGCAUCCCGGCUAUUCCCGCUGUGUCCUCGGCGCAACGGCGCGCCUACUACUGCGGCCGCUGCGGUCGUCGCCUGCUUCGAGUGGACGCGAAUGGGGAGCUCGUGGAAAUGGAUCGCGGCAAGGACGGUCAAGUGCUUCCCAUCACGUGCUCUGGCUGCAAGGAGAACCACAGUGACUGGGUCGUGAAGCCGUACGCUGUGAACCGAUAG